CUAAAAACAGGAAGUAUGCCAAAACUCUAGGGAAGUCAAUGUGAUGCCCAGAAGACACUUGGAGGGAAGAAAGAAAAGUUGACUCUCCUGGCUUCAUCAUGGCUUCUCAGAGGCUUCAGAUCCUUGGUAUCCUGCUGUCCUUCAUCGGCUGGAUGGGUAUAAUCAUCACCUGCGCUCUUCCCAUGUGGAAGGUCGGUGCUUUCAUUGGGGGGAACAUCAUCACCGCACAGGUGAUCUUGGAGGGCCUGUGGAUGAACUGUGUGACCCAGAGUACAGGGCAAAUGCAGUGUGAAGUGUACGACUCCUUACUGCAGUUGCCUCAGGACCUGCAGGCUGCCAGGGCCAUGGUGAUCAUCUCUGUGAUUGUUGGGGUGUUUGGCAUACUGACUGCCAUUGUUGGAGGGAAAUGCACCAACUGCAUGGAGAAUAAGGCAUCCAAAGCUAAAGCCUGCAUCGUCUCUGGAGUGAUCUUCAUAAUAACAGCCUUACUGAUCCUGAUACCGGUGUCCUGGUCAGCUCACAUUAUCAUCAGAGACUUCUACAACCCGAUGGUGAUCUCAGCACAGAAACGGGAGUUUGGCCCUGCUCUCUACAUCGGCUGGGGCUCUGCAGGUCUGCUGCUUCUAGGAGGGGGUCUGCUAUGCAGCAACUGCCCCCCAAAGAACAGCAGAACCUACAUAUCUGCCAAGUUCAGCCAAGCAAAAACCCUGUCAACAAAUGAGUAAGUUGUGUAAGUCUCUUGGCCAGAGGGGUUUUUAAUUACGUCAAAAAAGAUGCCAUGACUUAAAUAUUUCUUUUACUGAGUUGAAUACAUACAAGUUUUGAUUUAACCUAUAUUCUUUUUAAACUACCAUUUUCUUAAGAUAAGUCUUUAUUGUAAUCCUGAGUAGUAUGAUACAUAUGAUAAAUGCACCAACAGGUCUAAAGACCAGAACAUUUUUAUUCACCCAUUAAUGGAUCAACAAACAGCUUGCACUCUGACACACCUUUUGAGUCUAAAAUCAAAUCAUUUUGUUAUUCCUUUGUUUAUGCUGGAUUUGUAAAAUACUACUAUGAAAUAAGCUGAUACAUUUGACCUCCUUUUUAUGUCCAUAAGGCACAAAAACAAAUGUUCUUUUACGUGUAAAUCACGUAAAAGAAAGCUCAGCCACAGAGGAAACAUACCGUGCAGUACACAGCCAAACAUCUCUGUAUUAAAAAUGCGUUUUUAAAAACAAAGUUUGAAAUGUAUUAAAUC
Fundulus heteroclitus (mummichog) is the source of this 1237-nucleotide messenger RNA. RefSeq names its product claudin-4-like. The record is from RefSeq and is a predicted model, not a curated record. The transcript has 2 exons. The coding region runs from base 99 to 725 and encodes 208 amino acids. Gene Ontology annotation, biological process: cell adhesion; bicellular tight junction assembly. NCBI's taxonomy places the organism in Eukaryota, Metazoa, Chordata, Actinopteri, Cyprinodontiformes, Fundulidae. Gene Ontology annotation, cellular component: bicellular tight junction; plasma membrane. Gene Ontology annotation, molecular function: structural molecule activity.